AUUAGAAAUCAGCACCGGGCCACAUCUUUUUCUCUCCUUCCAUAGAUAACGAUAUGGUGCUGCGGAAAGUGUGUUGUUCCAUGCAGUGGAUAAGAGGCUGGGGGUAGUUACAAAGUCGGUACAAACAAACUACCAAAGAAGAAGUCGGAGGGGGGACUACACUCUACCCCUCUUUCAUCACACAGAAACAGAACGAGGUUAACGCAACCAAUACUAAUAACAAUAAUAUUAAUACUACUGUUAGUAAAAUUAAAAGAAAUAAUUCUAUUACGUCACCUGAAUUGGCAAUUUGUUGUUCCCUAACAGAACACUUCUGGCUACAUUCCGAUGGCCGAAAUGUUGGCAGGAAGAACAUUAUAGGAUUUCUCACUUUUAACUUCGUCACUUCUAGCUUUAUCUGUGUUAUUUCUGUUUAUUGCAAUGGCAGUUUAAAUUCAAUUUGUGACUGGUGGUGACAAAUUGGAAGUCAUAUGUGAAAAUGGGUCGUACCAAGGCAUCUGGCAACAGCAGCCAUGCUAGUCACAACAGCAGUCCAAGCAACUCUGAUCUUGGAUUGACUAACAGUACUGCUGAAAUUAAGAUGAAAGAAAUACUGAAAGAUUUGUAUCAUCUGAUUAUUCAAGUUCAGGAGGAGCGUGCGCGCGGUGAACAUAAUUUAUCUAAUAUUUCUAAAACUCAUGAAAGAAUGCAGCAGGAACAGCGGAACAAUCCAGUCACAACAAAAGGAGAAGCAAAAGCAGCAUUAGCUAUUUCAUUCACGCCUUACUACAAAAAUAAACUACGAGGUUUAUAUAACACAGCCAUGCAGGAUGCUGAAGCAGAAGCUGAGCUAGUUAGAAAAGCUUUGGAUAAAAUUUCUGAAAUAAAAUCUAUACAAGAAAACCGAAGACUUGGAAAACUUGAUAGUGACCGUCCCAAGCCAAUUAUUAGACGUGGUGUCCUAAUGACAAUGCUACAACAGAAUGCUGUAUCACUACCCUUAUGGGUCAGCAAACCUGGGGAAAAGCCUCCUCCACUAUGUGGAGCAGUUCCAGCAGAUGCUAAUUAUGUGGGCAAAACCGGUGACAAAGUUGCUGCCAGAGUUAAGGGUCAAGAUGGAGAAGAAGAGAAUUGGAUCUUAGCUGAAAUAUCUUCCUAUACUCCAGCUACUGGUAAAUAUGAAGUUGAUGAUAUUGAUGCAGAGGAGAGCAAUGAGAGACAUUCUUUGAGUCGAAGGAGGAUCGUACCACUGCCAAUUUGGAAAGCUAAUCCAGAAACAGACCCUGAUGCCUUGUUCCCAAAAGAAACGCUGGUCUUGGCUCUGUAUCCACAGACUACAUGCUUUUAUCGUGCACUCAUCCAUGAACCACCAAAAAGGGUACUAUUAAUUUUGUUGUUACUUUUUACCUUUGGUAAAGUCUCUCUGUUUUUAUGAAAACAUUUAACCCUUUAGCAUUCAGAUUA
Messenger RNA from Octopus bimaculoides (California two-spot octopus), 1443 nucleotides. Its product is annotated as SAGA-associated factor 29. NCBI's taxonomy places the organism in Eukaryota, Metazoa, Mollusca, Cephalopoda, Octopoda, Octopodidae. The record is from RefSeq and is a predicted model, not a curated record. Gene Ontology annotation, cellular component: SAGA complex.